Silurus meridionalis is the source of this 2198-nucleotide messenger RNA. RefSeq names its product transmembrane protein 145 (gene tmem145). Bases 113 to 1723 code for a protein of 536 amino acids. The transcript has 15 exons. Gene Ontology annotation, biological process: G protein-coupled receptor signaling pathway; response to pheromone. Lineage: Eukaryota; Metazoa; Chordata; Actinopteri; Siluriformes; Siluridae. The record is from RefSeq and is a predicted model, not a curated record.
CGUGCAUUGAGGCUCUGUGAGUGUAACUGCAGCUCUUCGUCUCAUCCGGAAGCUUUCCUGCGCACUCGCGCGCACUCCUGCGCUGACAACCGAGCAAGGAUCGAAAGAGGAGAUGGAUAGAGUUCUAACACUUGCCAUUGCGUGGAGUAUCUUGUGCGGUGCAUCUGUUUGGGGAAAAUAUGUCAAGGGUGUCGUGAACACCAAGGAGGAUUGGGUGUUUUUGACAAGGUUUUGUUUCCUUACUGAUUUUGGCAGAUUGGACUUCAAGUUUCGCUACCCAAAGUCACACUGUUGUCAGAACAUAUUGCUCUACUUUGAUGAAAGCUCGCAGUGGCCAGCUGUAUACAAGAGGCCAGACAAGGACUGCUAUCAGAAAGAGGCAGUUCUGAGGCCUGAAAACAACCAAGUCAUAAACCUGACCACUCGCUAUACCUGGUCUGGAUGUGUGGUUGAAGAAGAGAAUGGUGAGGAAAUUCUCAGCUGUGUCGGAGGGCGAAGCUUUCGUUCCGUCAGAGAGAGAUGGUGGUACAUUGUGCUCAGCAAGUGCGGGGGUGGAGGGUUACAGCUGGAGUAUGAGAUGAAGCUAACGAAUGGGCAGUCUUUUUGGAAACGGCAUUUUUCGGCAGAUGAGUUUGGAAUUUUGGAAACAGACAUCACCUUCCUGGUCAUAUUUGCCAGUGUAUUUUCUCUCUCCUGCUAUUUUGCAUAUAAACUGAAGGGAAGACAGUUACUCCAUACCACAUAUAAGAUGUUUAUGACUGCAGCUGGAAUAGAGGUUUUCAGUUUGCUUUUUUUUUGUAUCUACUGGGGCCUGUAUGCCAGAGACGGAGUGGGAAAUGGGUGUCUGAAGAUACUCGGGAAAUUACUCUUCUCUGUUAGUUUCCUUAUCUUCCUCCUGAUGCUGAUUCUCUUGGGGAAAGGCUUCACAGUCACAAGAGGAAGAAUAAGUCACAGUGGCUCUAUCAAGCUAUCUAUCUACAUGACCAUCUAUACAAUUACCUACAUCAUCCUCUUCAUAUAUGAAGCUGAGUUCUUUGACCCAGGUGAAGUACUAUAUGCUUAUGACAGUCCUGCUGGAUAUGGGCUGAUGAGCCUUCAGCUGCUGGCAUAUGUGUGGUUCUGUUAUGCGGUACUGGUGUCUCUGAAGCACUACCCAGAGAAGCAGCCGUUCUACAUCCCAUUCUUUGCCGCAUACACUCUCUGGUUUUUUGCUGUACCCGUCAUUGCACUUAUUGCUAACUUUGGCAUUUCUCGAUGGGCUCGGGAGAAGAUUGUCAAUGGUAUUCAGCUCGGCAUCCACCUCUAUGCCCACACCGUCUUUUUAGUCAUCACGCGUCCAUCAGCAGCUAAUAGGAAUUUCCCCUAUCAUGUGCGGACAUCUCAGAUUGGAAUUCUACUGUCGAGCCCUAAAGAGAUGGGAGCAGAGAGCUUCCCUCAUCACGCCUAUGGGAACAGCUCGUUUUUGGGCGAUUCUCAGCCUAACUUUACUGAACUCUUCUCCAUCCAGUCAGUCUCAGUAAAGAAUAUAAAUGAGGCCACGGGAUGGAGGGGACAAGAAAUGGCUCUGAACACUGAGCAAAAGAUCAUCACCACAUCGUCCCCGGUUGACUUUACAACAUUUAGUUCUGCUAUGCCACCAAGCAGCUCGGCUCUGUCGCCUCCUCCAAGGCUAAGCGCUCAUUUUACUGAAUAUUUCAGCAUGCAGGGCAGAACAGUCUCUUAAGCAUAGUGAAGCAGAUUUAGGUCUUUUGGUUCGACCAGGUCAGCUUUUCAAAGACAGAGUAUUACAUUUGACUCUCCAGAAUGAAGAAGUGCAGCAGGAUUUGCAGCAGGAGAACAUUAAGAGGAGAUAUGAAGUGCUAAAUAAAAAGCAAUAAAUAUUUCAGCCUGAUAAAGGUGACUAUUGAGAGGACAUUUAUGGUUGUACAUAGCACAGUAUAUAACAUAUGUAAGAUAUUCAGUAUGCAGAGUUUUAAGGUACUUAAAGAUAUUUUAUGUGUAAAUGUAUAGAAGUGUAAGAUUUUUUUUUUAAGUGUAAAAAGGCUCUUUUUUUUGUUAACACAUCUUUUAAAAAGUGGUACUCUUAAUAUUUGUAUUGACACGUCUUUUCGGUUUUUUUUUUGUUUGUUUCUUUUUUGGAACUGAAGCAGCGUAUUCGAAACCAAUGGCAACAAUUCAUUAAAUAAUCAUUUGCCUUA